This is a messenger RNA of Pogona vitticeps (central bearded dragon), 3475 nucleotides long. Lineage: Eukaryota; Metazoa; Chordata; Lepidosauria; Squamata; Agamidae. The record is from RefSeq and is a predicted model, not a curated record.
AACUCUGUUCUAGAAUUAUCUGUAACAAAGUGAGUUUCACUGAACCACAGCGACACUUGCAAUUGUCUAUUUAACUGUUUUUCCGCAGUCUUAGCUUUUUUUAUUGCUAGUCUAUGAAAAAAAAGUAAAAUACGCCCAUUUUUUAAACCAUGACAUUAAGGUAUCAACCACUUUUUUUACCAAAAGCAACUGUUGUAUUCUCUCCACAAAGUGGCAACUCUACAUGCAAUAGCAUUAACCAGACUCCAAAUGGAAAAGUAUUUACCAACAUGCAGAGAAGGAACAUAGAAUGUGGGCUACCCACGCCAAAUGCUUUUGCUCCCAUGUUUUAUUCCAGAAGAAAAUUAUUAAGUAAAUUUCAAGCUGAAGAAGAUCAACCUUGCUCUGGUAACACAAUCCUGCUUACCAAGGAAAACAAGACCACCAAGUCAGCCAAUUUAGUGGAGGGAAAAGACAGUGUACCUGGCGUUUGUGGGACUGGUCUCCCACUGAACAGCUUUUUUCACCAGACAUCCCAUGCCUGUGGUCUGGAAUUUAAUUGUUCUGUCAAAAAGACAUUUCAUUCACCAGAAGAUAGGACUACUUCAGGAGGUGUCUUUGCAAAUGCUUUUUACAAGGACCAUUAUAAAGCUGCAAUGGAACAACUGGCAGCUCUUAACUUGUCGAACAAUACAAGGACACCAGAGCUCAAUUCAAAUAGCAAACAAAGGCCAUUUUAUUCCUGGAGUUAUAGAAAUCAUCAAGGCAGUAAUUCAGUGAGCAGAGACUUCAAAAAGCCUUUAAUAGAAGUAGCAUCAGGCUCCAAUGAUGCCCCUAUACACAUCAACACUAACCCACUUGUACAUUCUUUCAUGAAGACACAUCACUCAUUUUCUAAUCCUGAAGCUCAGAAGACCAUGUUAGAGAAUUACUGCAGAAAUGGAGAUGUUGACUUUUCCAAAAAGGCCAAUGAAGUCUGUGCAGCUGAUUCUUAUCCUACUACAGAUAGUAGUAGUGAUGACAUGUCUUCUGUCCUCAAAUGGAAUUUGAAGAAAGGAAAUAGCAAUGUAGAGCAAAAGUUUUCAACAGAAGAAAAGGAUAUGUGUGAAAGUGAGAAGAAAAAGAAAGCUUUGCUGAACUAUUUAAAAAAUGUAAAUAUUAACCUAAAACCUGAACCUAUAGAACAUAAGGAAGGAACUUCAUCUUCAGUUGACAGUAAUACUUUUUCAUACCCUGAUUUUCUUCCUCCACCUUACAAUACUUUGGAUUUACAAAAAAUAUCAAAGUGUGAUGACUGGAGAGCAUGCUUAAAUGCACCAGUUGAUGCACCCAUUGAAAAACUCAUUUCUCGUCUAGUAGAAAUGGAAAGGUUACAGCACUUGACAGUAUUAAGAGAAGGAACAAAGGAAACAGUUUCUCCCACUAUGGCUUUUAACAACCGUACUGGUUCUUCAAAGGAUGUAUACCCACUGAAACUACUAAAGCCAUCUAAUCUUUCUUGCCCUCAGACAACUUUUGAUGGAGAUCCCCAUAGUUUUGGCUGUUGUAUGCAUGAACCAAGUGUAUCAAAAUACGUUUGUCAACACUGUCACAGUAAGUGGAAUUCUGGAGCAUCAUCCUCUGUGCGUUCACCCACAAAGAACAUCCGAGCAUUCAGCAAUACCUGCAAGUGCCCCAAAGCUUCAGUUACAUUAGACUCAAGCAAUGUAGUUACACAGAGGUCUCUAUCCUGCCCUGGAAGUUCAUCUAAAAUUCAACCAGGUAUCAAAACAACUUAUCCAAAAUCACUCUCACCCAGCACAACUGUAGCUUCUUCAUUACCAGACAAUGAAAGUACAAAAUCCAAACAGCAAAGAACAAAAAGAAAAUCUUGUAGAAAAAAUGGAGCUUUAAUGAGCAAACCCUUCCAUGCUCAGAGAUUAAAAUCUCUCUCAUUUACUUCAAAGCAAAACUGCUCCCAUAUAGACCAUCAAUGGGCUGUUGAAUGAAGUCACUAACCAUUAAUUAUUAAUACUUGAGCAAACAGAAUGAGCAAUAACACUUUGGAAAGCUACAUUCAGUUUUUAAUUUGUAUUAUACAAAAGUAUCAGAUUUUAUGGAGUUUUUCAUAUAAGAUUUAAAAAGUGAUCACAAAUUACUUGUACCUUUCUAUCAGAUAAUAGUAAUUACAAUUACUGUAUUUUUUAAACAUAAUGUAUAUAUAUAUAUUUUAAAAAACAAAGCAGCAGUAAGCAAGUCUAUUCAAAGCUACUUUGAAUUAAAAAAUAGUGAUGUGGAACCACAUUUUGCAUUCAUUCUCUGUUCACUGGUCUUAUUCUUGAUUCCUUAUGAGCAAGAAAGCUAAAAAGAGAUUCUCUUUCUAAAGACUACCAUCUUUGGAAGAUAUAUGCCGGGGGAAAUCAGCAUGUGUUUGCUCUUGCCAUCAUGCUCUAUUUGAAAGGCCACCUGGCUUACUAGCUGGAAACACAGUGCUAGACCAUAAAACCAUUUGAAAUAGACUGGUCUGAGUUCAGUUCUGUAUUUAAUUUGUAUAAUAAACUGCUUCUGAAAUCCAUCUGCAUUUCAAAGAAAAAUGUAAUGCAGUACAGAAGUAUUGCCAAGACAGUACAUUAAGUAUAGUAUUAACUGUAUGUAUGACUUAUUUAACCUGAGCUACUAGAAUAGCAUGAAGAAAAAAAUUCUUCACCUAUGCAUAUUGAUAGGCAGGUAAUCAGUGCUAAUAAAAGCUUUCCUUCUUAUUGGAGAUGGGAAUCACAUAUGCCAACAAUCCCACCACUAUGCAGUCUACCAACACAUUGCUUUUAUCAAUACUGUCUGGUUCUGAAAAUCCUAUCAUACACUUCACCUACCACAUAAAAAAGAUUUCUAUGUUGGAUCCAGAAUGGUUCUGUGAAUUGCGGGGCUCUUCCUUUUCUACAGAAAGUACAGGGUUCAACUGAAGCUCUUGCUGAAGAGGAAUAGAAGGACACAGUCUUCCUCCCUCCUACACUCCUUUUUAUGCUGUGCUGGAAAAUCCUCCCGGCCUGUCACAAGAGAAUGACGAGAGUUCAUUUUUCUUAACCAUUUUCUCUAGCAUAUUAGUCACCUGCCAUGAAAAAGAUAGUUCAGUGAAGCAUGAACUGUGCAUACUUGGUGCCCAGAGAAUGCCCUAGUGGCAAGAGGGAAGUCGUGGUGGUGUCUGAACCCUUAAUAGCAACCUUGCACCCUUGAAUAAUACUGCAGGACCCUAGAUAUGUAAGAUUAAACAUCUAAGUAUUAGGAUAUAUUGCUUAAAGAAACUGCACAGGGUGAUAGGAAAAGAAACCAAAUUACUUUAUUAUUUUUUGCUGUUUUAUCUAUGUUCCUACAGAGGAAAUAACAGACUUAAGCCAUUAGGAGAUUGUUUUUCUUUCUUCAAUAAUUAUUUCUGGGACAGGAGAAUAUUAAAACAUGCAGUUCCACUCAGCUUGAGGUUACAGUUGAGGAAAAAGGUUACCAUCUGUGCUGACUGCUCAAA